AUGGACACACGAGAAAAACACCAACGGAAGAUCAAAGCCAUUAAGCAGCUGUACAAACCGCCGACGGUAGAGGAAAUCAAUCGGUUGAAGGAAACGGAAUAUUUCUACCACUUGAAUCUGUUCCGGCUGCAGGUGGAAGAGAUGCUAAGCGAGGUGAAGGAUCGCGUCAAGCGGUUGGGUUCCAAACUCAAGGAACUACUCAUCCUUCCCAUUUAUGCCAAUCUGCCGUCGGACAUGCAGGCGAAAAUUUUCGAUCCAACUCCAUCGAACACCCGGAAAGUCGUACUGGCCACCAACAUCGCCGAGACAUCACUAACCAUCGAUAACAUAAUGUACGUGAUCGAUCCGGGCUUUGCAAAGCAAAAUAAUUUUAACUCCAGAACCGGGAUGGAGACCCUGAUGGUCGUGCCCAUAUCGAAAGCAUCUGCCAAUCAACGUGCAGGUCGAGCAGGGCGCGUUGCCCCUGGCAAGUGCUUUCGUCUGUACACAGCCUGGGCAUACAAACACGAGCUGGAAGACAACACCGUCCCGGAAAUUCAGCGCAUAAACCUGGGCAAUGCCGUGCUAAUGCUCAAAGCUCUUGGAAUCAACGAUUUGCUUCAUUUCGAUUUCCUCGAUCCUCCACCACAUGAAACGUUGGUUUUGGCAUUGGAGCAACUUUACGCCCUAGGGGCAUUGAAUCACCACGGUGAACUGACCAAACUUGGACGACGGAUGGCGGAAUUUCCGGUCGAUCCCAUGAUGGUAAAAAUGCUGCUUGCUAGUGAAAAGUACAAAUGUUCCGAGGAGGUGGUGGCCAUCGCUGCAAUGCUAUCGGUGAAUGGAGCCAUCUUCUACCGACCGAAAGAUAAAAUCAUCCACGCAGAUACGGCCCGGAAGAACUUCAACCACAUGCACGGGGACCACUUGAGUUUGCUGCAGGUCUACAACCAAUGGGCCGACUCGGACUACAGCACUCAGUGGUGUUACGAAAAUUUCAUUCAGUUCCGUUCGAUGAAACGAGCUCGCGAUGUCCGGGAGCAGCUGGUUGGGUUAAUGCAGCGAGUCGAAAUCGAAAUGGUUUCCAGUCUGCCGGAAACGACCAACAUCCGGAAGGCUAUUACAGCCGGGGGGGGUCACUACAAAACGGCCAAGCACAAUCAGACGGUGAUGAUCCAUCCGAAUUCGGCACUGUUCGAAGAACUGCCUCGUUGGGUGCUGUACCACGAGCUGGUGUUUACGACGAAGGAGUACAUGCGGUCGGUGAUUGAAAUCGAAAGCAAGUGGCUGCUGGAGGCGGCACCGCAUUACUACAAACCGAAGGAGCUCGAGGAUUCCACCAAUAAAAAGAUGCCGAAAACGAUCGGUCGGGCCACGCUGACCGAGGCGUAG
Molecule: messenger RNA, 1371 nt
Organism: Ochlerotatus camptorhynchus
Lineage: Eukaryota; Metazoa; Arthropoda; Insecta; Diptera; Culicidae
Product: pre-mRNA-splicing factor ATP-dependent RNA helicase DHX16-like
Exons: 3
Coding region: 1-1371 (456 amino acids)
Cellular component (GO): intracellular anatomical structure; catalytic step 2 spliceosome
Molecular function (GO): RNA binding; helicase activity
Source: RefSeq, a predicted model, not a curated record